Molecule: messenger RNA, 882 nt
Organism: Ostertagia ostertagi
Lineage: Eukaryota; Metazoa; Nematoda; Chromadorea; Rhabditida; Trichostrongylidae
Source: the annotation of a GenBank genome assembly
AUGUUCCAGCCAGAUGCUGUGACUCCUUUAGAAUCUGACCCAGCGUUCUCCUUGUCAACGCCACAAGACGUCCACUCACUGGCCAGUACCCUCUCUUCGUUUCGGGCACUUCCAUUUGUCAAUCAUUCUGAAGCAUAUUGGCCAGAGAAGUUCAUCGGCUGGAGUGCCAAUUCAUCUGCUGUAACAUGUCUCAUCAACUGUUCAGCAACAUAUUCUUGGAUUACUGCCUACGCAACUCGACUUCGUACAUUUUCACCUCUUAUAAUGACACUCCACUCUUCGAUAACAAUUCGUUCGCCCUCACCGGGUACACUGCCCUUUUACCAACACACCUCUCGUACUCUCAUCGCUUUCAUAAGCUGGCACACUCUUUUUCACUGCUAUCCGCUCUGUCGUCACCUCAUGGAUGGUGGGCUCCUGAAUGGGCACUCAUUUCCACUUGUGAUCACGUGCGCGUGCAUCAUCGCCUGUUCGGUGGGAUGUGUCACGUUGCUGGGUUGGGAAAUCGGAGUGCUCGAGGCGGUCAUUCUGGUGCUCGUCGUUGGCCUCUCGUUCGACUACACGCUGCACUUCGGAGCCGCGUUGCCCAAAACCGGCUGCAAAUCCCAUCGAAUUCAACGGGCCGCACAACUUGCUGCCGUACCCGUGUCCCUGUCCGCCUCCACCUCGUUCCUCGCCGGGGCAUCCAUGCUGUUCUCUCAGACGCACGCUUUCUCCCAGGUCGGUGUCUUCCUGAUAGUGCUGACGUUGUGCAGUUGGGUUUUCGCGACGUUCUUCUUCCUGCCACUCCUGUUCUUCACCCUCCGCUCCACGAAACGAUGUGAUGAUUGCGACAGCUCGACUGUUCCCUCGUAUCCGAUGGACGAGAAAUUUCGCUCAUAA